AUGACCGAAAUAGCACAAACGGACUCCCCAGCCAGAGGCUCGCAUAGAGGAAGAGGGAGUCGGCCGGGUCGGUAUAGAAGGGGCCGUCGUCAAGGACCACGGCCAUCUGUCCAGUCACAUGGCAACGAAGGGGACCAACCCUCAGAACCAGAGCUACCCAGGGACGUUGCUCAGCCAGCCGCUACUACUAGUGAGCCCCAGAAUGAGGAUUCUACUCGUGGCGGCCGCCCCGGGAGGGGCCGAGGCGGGAGGGGAAGGUCGGGCGGUCGAGGGCGUGGUGGGACUGCUCAACGUUCUGUCGUGGUUUCACAUCGCGGCGGACGGGGACCGCCACAGGCGCCGGGGCGUGGUGGCAUUCAUACAUCCGGGCAAUCUUUAAGUGCGGCUGCCGACGAAUUUGUCCCGGGUCAACCUGUCUCGUUUCCAAGGUCGGUUAUCCCGCCCCCAGCACCGGUGGCUUUGCCAAAGUCUACGGCUGCAGAUCUUCCUACCCGGAUUCAUGAGGAUAUCGAUCGUCGCCAGUACGAAUGUGUAAUAUGCACCAACGAGGUCCUACGCAACUCCAAGGUGUGGUCUUGUCCUGUUUGCUGGACGGUUACCCAUCUUCAUUGUGUGAAGAAGUGGCACACAAACCAAAUGAAGGAGAAGGAGGAGAACCAGAGGCCGAAUCAACCUGAGGGCUGGAGAUGCCCAGGUUGCAACUCUAGCCUGGUCGAGCAACCAGGCCCUCACCGCUGCUGGUGCGGCAAAGAUACUGACCCCAAACCCAUAGCUGGUCUCCCCCCUCAUACCUGUGGGCAGUCAUGUUCGAAAACGAAGGCGACGUGCCCACAUCAGUGCUCGCUGAUGUGCCAUGCGGGUCCCUGCCCGCCCUGCACGCUGAUGGGCCCGGCCCAACCUUGCUUCUGCGGCAAGCAUACUUCGACAAAGCGGUGCGCCGAGACCGAUUACGGAAAAGGAUGGAGCUGCCAGGAGCUUUGCGGCGACUUACUACCCUGCGGGGAACAUUCUUGCGACCAGCCUUGUCACGCUGGGCUCUGCGGCUCUUGCGAGAUACCUAUGCUCUCGAGUUGUUACUGUGGAAAGGAAAAGGGAGAGAUAGCCUGCAACAAGCGUGACGACAUUCUAGAGUCAUUUAACCACAGGCAGCUCAAGCCGUCUCUGGCACCUGACGACGACGAAGUUCUGGAAGCGGACGAUCAGUGGUUCGAGGGCUCAUUUCGGUGCGACAAUAUCUGUGGACGGCCAUUCGACUGCGGAACCCACACCUGUCAAAAGCCCUGCCACGCGCAGGAUGAAGAGGCAGCACACUGUCCUCUCUCCCCUGAUGUGGUCACCCAUUGCCCAUGCGGCAAAACCUUGCUCACAUCCAUGUCCGCGGCAUCGAGGAAGUCAUGCGAGGACCCCAUCCCACACUGCGACAAGCCUUGCAAUAAGGUUCUGGCUUGUGGGCAUCUGUGUCUGGACGAAUGCCACACCGGUCCUUGCGCCCCCUGUCCCCAGUAUGCCGAUAUACCAUGUCGAUGUGGUAGAACGACAAACAGGUCCGCUUGCCACCAAGGAAACAUCGCUCACCCUCACUGCUUCCGAGUCUGCAAGGCACAGCUUAACUGCGGACGUCAUGAGUGCGGGGAGCGUUGUUGCUCUGGCGAAAAGGUGGCCGCCGAGCGGCGAAAGCACAAGCGGAACGUCAACGUGAAAUACGAGCCCGAACACAUAUGCCUGCAAGUGUGCGGCCGCCAGCUCAAGUGCGGUAACCACGCUUGUCAGCAGCUAUGUCACAAGGGACCAUGUGCUUCAUGUCCCGAAGCUAUCUUUGACGAAAUCAACUGUGCCUGCGGUAGGACGGUUCUUCAACCACCUCAACCUUGUGGGACUCGGCCACCCGAAUGCCGGUUUCCUUGCCGAAGGGCUAGCCCGUGUGGCCACCCGUCUAUUGAGCACCAAUGCCACCCGGAGGACACGCCGUGCCCAAAGUGCCCUUACCUGAUGGAGAAACCCUGCGUGUGUGGGAAGAAGACACUGAAGAAUCAGCCUUGCUGGUUUGGGGGGGCCCAGUGUGGCUUGCCAUGUGGGGAGGCCCUCAAGUGUGGGAAUCACAAGUGCAGAAAGGCAUGCCAUAAACCAGGAGAGUGUGAGGAUGCAGGCAUUCCCGGUACGCACUGCUCCCAACUCUGCGGCAAGGCUAGGAAGUCGUGCGGGCAUCCCUGUGCCGAAGAAUGCCACGCCCCUGAUUCUUGCAGGGAGACCAAGCCGUGUCAGUUUAAAACGUUCAUCACCUGUCCUUGCCAGCGCCGAAAGCAGGAAGUUCGGUGUCAGGCCACCAUUCUCAACCCAUCGGUGGCUCGGGAGUCGGCGCUCAGGUGUGACGAUGAAUGCGAUCGACUUCAACGGAACCGAAAGCUCGCCGAGGCGUUGCACAUCGAUCCUAACACCCAUACCGACGACCAUAUUCCGUACUCGGACACCACGCUUAAGAAGUUCCGGGAAAAUGUCAACUGGGCACAGGAACAAGAGCGGGAGCUUCGUGUUUUUGCUAACGCCCCUGAGGUGAAGCGCAUUCGAUUCAAACCGAUGCCGUCUCACCGACGCGCAUUCCUCCAUGCCCUUGCCGAGGACUUUGGCCUCGACUCGGAGAGUCAGGACCCAGAACCGCACCGGCAUGUGUGCAUUUUCAAGACUCCCCGGUUUGUGUCCGCCCCGCAUAAGACGUUAGCCCAGUGUCUGCGCAUCGCGAACACCGCCGCUAGGCUCGGAGCGGUCGCGUCGUCCCUCAAGCCCGCACCGCCUCCUGCUUCUCAGCAACAGACGGAGUUCUUCAACGCCCUCUUGCUCAAGGACCUUCGCUUCGCUCUCACGCUUGAUGAACUCAACGAUGCCAUUGCCACAGAGCUGGCGUCUGCUUCCCGCUCUGGGCCCGCUCUCAGCUUCUCCACAACUUUCCUCCCAUCCGAAGAGAUCCUUAUCAAAGCCACACCGAACAUGACGGCCGCCGCCAUCGCAACGUCUCUCACGCCUACGCCGCAGGCUGUUGAAAAGACCCUAUCUAGUCUCAAGAGCUCGGUAUCCAAGAUAACUUCGCGAGAAGGGCUCGCUGGCGGAGUAGUGCUCUGCCACGCCGACGCUGCGGGGCAAAUCACCCGACGGGAGGGCGAUACGUCGGCCAAGAAUGGCGGGUGGAAUGCCGUGGCUGGCCGCGGGUCAUGGCGCAAACUAGGUGGGAAGAUAUCUAUAACUGAGGCUAAGGCUGUGGCCAGCGAGCAGCGACCGCGGAGCACAUUCGUAGCGCUGAGGAAAUCGGAGCCGAAGGCCAAGCCAGUUGUUCUUGACGACAAAGUUGUAGGGGAUUGGGCCGCUGCUGUUGAGGAGGAGGAGGAGGAGGGAGGAGAUGGUGUAGAGACUGACGGAGAAGACGGCGUGGAGAAAGCGAAAGAUGACCACGAUGCCAGUGAUGACGCCAAUGUUGAUAGGGAUCAGGGACAGGAAGUCGUGGUUGAGGGUCUUGAUAACGGCCUCAUCAAGGAGGACGGCGCGGAUUUGGUUGGAAUCGAGCAAGCCGAAAGCAAGCAAGAGGAAGAGGCACCAGCGCUGCUUGAGGCUGCUUCUCCUCAAGAUGUAGUGGCCGUUUAG
Messenger RNA from Dichotomopilus funicola, 3630 nucleotides. RefSeq lists its product as uncharacterized. Gene Ontology annotation, molecular function: RNA polymerase II transcription regulatory region sequence-specific DNA binding; zinc ion binding; DNA-binding transcription factor activity, RNA polymerase II-specific. Gene Ontology annotation, biological process: negative regulation of transcription by RNA polymerase II. The transcript has 2 exons. NCBI's taxonomy places the organism in Eukaryota, Fungi, Ascomycota, Sordariomycetes, Sordariales, Chaetomiaceae. Bases 1 to 3630 code for a protein of 1209 amino acids. Gene Ontology annotation, cellular component: nucleus. The record is from RefSeq and is a predicted model, not a curated record.